Molecule: messenger RNA, 3810 nt
Organism: Symbiodinium sp. CCMP2592
Lineage: Eukaryota; Dinophyceae; Suessiales; Symbiodiniaceae
Source: the annotation of a GenBank genome assembly
AUGGGCCGAACUUCUAGUCGGCCCUGCCAUGAUCGCGGCAGCCCUCCACGGUGGUUGCUGGGUGCAGUGCAAGCUUUGCCCUUUCUCACUGUGAUGCUGCUCCAUGCUGGCAUUGGUGCCUCGAUGGAGGGCGGCUUCGCCAUCGCUUUGGUGGCUUUGGCCACCUGGGCAGCGCUGCUCCCCGGGGCGUUCUGGGAGGCGCUUGGCCUCGCGGUGCGAGAUGGAGGACGCCGCCUGGAUGCACCGGCAGGUGGUUGGGCGGCCUCGAUUUUCCUCGCUGCCUGCCUGGCCUUCGGCCUCAGCGGCAUGGAGAGCCGCCCAGGCCCGAUCCCCACGGUGCUGCUUCUGAACCGCUGGCGCGUGUUCACAGGCGCCGACACCACCUUGAACUGGGAGGUGGCCCCAGCUCGCCUCGCCAACGGCAGCACCGUGGACCUCUGGUCCUGGCAACCAGUAUCAUUUGUGGAGCCGCGCUAUGGACGGCGUGGCCGAUGGAUGAGCUUUCCAAGCACCAGGCCUGGUUCGCCGGAAGCACUCUCGGCCCGCUUUCGGUACUUCUGUGACGAGUGGAAUGGCGCCCACGAAGUGAAGGUGCUGAAGUACCAGUUCUUCGAGCUCUUCGCCGACUUAGGCCCUGACCUCGAAAUGCUAGCUCCCCGAAAGACGCUGGUUCGCGUUCAGAGCUGCAGCGAAGAGUCUGAGCAUGGAAAAAAGCUCCCUGAGCUUGGAGGGCAGGGCGGGGCAGCCAUGGCGGCGGAUGGUGGGCUGCCCUUUGCAAGCCUCCCUGGUCUGGGAGACACGGAGCUCGAGGGCUUUCCAGCGGAGAGAUGUCCGGAGCAGAUGCCCGACCUCUCGAGACACUUCAGCAUCACGGCUGAUGUUCUCAAAGAAGAGCCAGCCCUUUAUGACGCGAUGCGAUCUCGGCAAACGCCUAUGGGAGUGACUUUUGCCAAAUGCAUUAAGACCGGCAUGGACAAUCGCGGUCACCCCAUGAUCAAGACUCUAGGUGCAGUGGCAGGUGAUGCAGAUUGCUACGACACUUUCCAGCCGUUCUUUGACAAGCUCAUUGCUUCGUGCUUUGGGCAGGCCGCCCUCGAGCGACCGCACCUCGCAAGUCCAAAGCGCUUCAUUCCUGCCGUGGGUCUGGCCGACCCGAGCUACAUUGUCUCGAGCCACCUUCGUGUUUCCAGGAACGUCCAGGGACUGCGCUUCGUGCCCUCCAUGCUCCGAUCGGAGCGAGCGGAGGUGGAGCGCAUGUUGGUGAAAGCACUCCUCGGCGGCCUGCUCGAGGGAGACUACUUCCCUCUGGCGGGAUCCAAGACCUACGCUCCAAAACCCGGUGGGAUGCAAGCGAAGGAGGAGCUGCUUCUCACACAGUGUGGCCGCCUCUUCCGCGAGCCCGACUCCCCAGCGGUGCUCAGCACUGGAAGCGGUCGCCAUUGGCCGGAUGGUCGCGGGGUCUUCACGAACAAGGACCGGACCCUGACUGCGUGGAUCAACGAGGAAGAACAUCUGAAGCUCAUGGCAGAUCGCCAAGAUGGUCAGCUCCUUGAGAUGCUGGGGGAGAUGGUAACUUUGCUAUCCACGCUGGAGCGCCUGGCGGGUGGCUUUGCGAAGAGUGACCGUCUAGGCUAUCUGAACUCCUCGCCUGGGAACGUCGGCACGGCCAUGACGGCCAGCAUGGUGGUCAAGCUACCCUUGCUGAAGCUGAUGAAGAAGGAGCUCGGAGCUUGGUGCAAGUCCAAGGAUCUGCUGGCUCGUGGCGCCCUCGACGAGCAGGGGCUGCGUGUGGAAGGCCUCGUAGAGCUCUCGCACCGGCAAAAGCUGGGUGUGCGCGAGGAGGACAUGGUCAAGGAGCUCAUCCAACGGGUUUCGGAGCUGAUUCGCGCUGAGAAGUGCAUGGAGCGUGGGAUGUCUGCAGAGGCUGCCUUCGAUGCUGUCGCCCCACGGGAUCUUACGCCAGUAGGUGCAGAAGACGAGGAGUAUCCUGGUGUGGACGUUUGGGCACAUGUGGGAGACCAGCUUGGCGAGAUGCUCCAGGGCUACGUGUCACAUGCCAGCCUCGAUGAAGUGAAGGUUCGGGUUGGCAGAGCGCUUAUGGCCUCCUCCAUAUCGGGAUGUUUCGAAAUUGCAGCGCCAUUCCUGAAGGCACCUCCCAUUGCGGCUGAAGUCAAAGGGACCCAGGACGCUACGAUUCCCUUCAAACACCUCCCAUCGGUCGGAACUAACCUUUUGCCGCUACCACUACCGCUGCGCAACUUGGAGGAAGAGGAGCGAGAAAAGCAAAAGGCAGAGGCAGCCGCGAGAAUCCAGGCCAUCCAGCGCGGUCGGGCGCAGCGGGCCGAGGCCAAGGCGAAGGCCAAAGCCAAGGCCCCGGCCAAAGCCCUGCCGACGGAAGAGGAAAUGGAACUGCGCAAGGCGCUGUUGCGAACAGCGCUGGAGGGUGCGCUGGAGGAUGGUACACUAGAGCGCGUGCUGUCAGAGGCGACUUACGGCACCGAUGCGGAUCAAAGCUCUCAGGACAAGGAGGCUGCCUUUGAGAAUCUUCGUCAGAGGCUAGCAAACGACCUGAUGCUUGCAGCGGAAGAUGGCCGACUUGAGCAGAUCCUCACACGGCCAAAAGCCAACCAGACCGAGAUGAUUCGCAAGAAGAUGGCAGAAAGCAUGCUUGCUGCUGCUGAAGACGGCCGGUUGGAGCAUGCGCUUGCUGAGGAGCAGAGGAAGCAAGAUAUGGAGCGAGUGCGGAAGGCAGCGGCCACGAGCAUUCUUGCAGCUGCAGAAGACGGGCGACUGGAGCGCACAUUGAGCAAUUCUGAGCAGAGAAAGCAAGACCUCGAGCGCGUACGGAAGGCCACUGCUGAGAGUAUUCUUGCAGCCGCAGAGAACGGACGACUGGAGCGUACCUUGACUUCCGAGCAAAGAAGGCAAGACCUCGAGAGGGUGCGGAAGGCCGCGGCCGAGAGCAUUCUUGCAGCUGCCGAGGAUGGGCGACUGGAGCGCACGUUGAGUGGUGAGCAGAGAAGGCAGGACCUGGAGCGGGUUCGGAAGGCAACGGCCGAGAGUAUCCUUGCAGCUGCAGAGGACGGGCGGCUUGGACAAGCUCUGACGGUAGAGAGGAAAAAGAAAGAUAUCGAGAUGGUGCGGCAGAAAGCAGGAGCAACUUUGUUGGCUGCUGCCGAAAGCGGCAGACUCGAAGUCGUGCUGGCGCAGAGGGGCGAGGAAGUGGAGCUGGGUCGAGUUCGCAAGAAGAUUGCUGAUGGCCUGCUUCUUGCAGCCGAUGACGGAACUCUUGAAGAAGCACUGGCCCGAACCAUGCAAAAGUCAAGCGACCAGCACAUGGAGGACAUCCGCAGCCGCAUGGCCACGAGCUUGCUGGAAGCAGUGGAGAAUGGCAGCUUGGAGCUUGCCUUAGAGGAGUCCGGACAAGUCGGCAAAGGACCUUUGCAGGACACUACAUCUACAGCCCUCACAGGCCUGCCUUCCGACAUGCAGCACACAGGCAUCGUGGCUUUGGCAAAUCAGACGGCCAAAAGUCACUUGGCCGGAGCACGGGAGGAAGUGCCUCAUGGUGCCGCUGCGGUUCAGCGGGCCUUGAUGCAGUACGAAAGAAGGAUAGGAACCCUCACGGCAGCUGUGCAGCAGGCCGAGGGAUGCGGGUGCUCCGUCUCAGCAGUGUUGCAGUCGCGUGAGACUCAAGGUGUCACCAGUCCACAAACCAACAAGGCAAUUGGCCGGACAUGUCCGCGAGGCUUGAGACUCCACACCGCCAGUUGGCACAAAACGUCUACGGCUCAAGCUGCUUUUAAGUAG